GCGAAAUCCAUCUACAUGGGUGAAGACGUUGUCGUAACCCGUAGAUCAGUAAUCCACGAUGCAACGAACAAUUUUCACCCGUACUGGUCCUAGCUGUCAGCAAUGAUUUGAGUUUCUCUUCCAUCUCGUUACUAACAUCGACCGUAUUUGUAUCGGCCGUAUCCCGAGUGGAUCCUCGACCCUGUCACCAUCAUCUCCAGCAAGAAGCAUAAAGGGUGAGACAGACCAACGUUGAGCAAUACAAAAGGCUGCUUUUAUCUUGAUACGGCUAUCUAUACACGAUCCCUCUCUACACAUCUAUACUAUCAUCCAAACAUCCAGCCAUGGCUCCCUCCAGACUGGAGACGAUCUCUUUCACCACCUUCUACAAUAUCGUCAAUGCCGAGCCGCGCUACGCAAAGACAGAAUAUCAUGGCGUCGACCCUACCACCGGAGACCCGAACUGGGAUGUCCCUGUCGCUACUGCGAUCGAUGUUGAAGACGCUGUGGCCGCAGCCAACAAGGCGUUCGAGCAAUGGAAAACCACGACGUGGGGAUACCGGACUGAACGUAUCGCCCGGUUCAAGGACGCGCUCGAAGCUUACAAGGAGGAAAUGACAGACCUGCUGGCGAAAGAAACCGGCAAGCCCAGACAGUUCGCUGCCGCUGAAGUGGACAAUUGUUUCAAGUUCAUGGACUGGCAUAUCGGCCUGAAGGAACCUAAGGGCGAGACCUACGAUCUGCCAGAGAAGUAUGUCGUCAACAAGUUCGUCCCUCUCGGUGUCGCAGCAGCUAUAUGUCCUUGGAACUUUCCCUUGCUGCUUAGUCUGGGCAAAGUUUUACCGGCCGUGCAGAUGGGCAAUGCGGUCAUCGUGAAGCCCAGUCCAUUUACGCCGUACACUGCAUUGAAGAUGGUUGAGAUCGCCAAUCAAGCCUUCCCACCCGGUCUGGUGCAAGCACUCGGUGGUGACGACAAGCUGGGCCCAAUGCUCGUCGAGCACCCUGACAUCCACAAGAUUAGCUUCACCGGCUCGACUGCCACGGGAAAGAAGGUCAUGGCGGCCGCAGCGAAGACUGUCAAGCGCGUAACGUUGGAGAUGGGCGGCAACGAUGCGUGCAUCGUCCUGCCGGACGCCGACAUUGCAAAAGUCGCGCCGUUGGUUGCUAUGGGCGCCUUUUUCAACACGGCGCAAGUGUGCAUCGCGUCGAAGCGCAUCUACGUGCACAGCUCUAUGUACGAGCCUUUCCUGGCGGCGCUGACCGCAGUGACUCGGUCUCUCAAAGUCGGGUCUUCCAACGACGAGGGCGUCAUGCUCGGACCUGUCCAGAACGUAAUGCAGUACGACAAAGUCAAGUCGUUCUUCAGGGAUGCUCAGGAGCAGGGGUAUAAAUUCGCUUUGGGGGGCUCGGGUGAUGGCGACUCGUCCAAGGGCAAGGGCAAGGGCUACUUUAUCAAUCCCGCCAUCAUUGACAAUCCUCCGGACGAUAGCUACAUUGUGCGCGAGGAGCCGUUUGGCCCGAUCGUGCCGGUGCAGAAGUACGAGGACCUCGAUGAUGCGGUGAGGAGGGCGAACGACACGAAGCAGGGAUUGGGGGCGACGGUGUUUGGCAAGGAUGAGCAAUUGUUGCAGGAUGUUGCCGAGAGAUUGGAGGCCGGGAGUGUCUGGGUGAAUACGUUUCCUGACCCGGGGCCCGAGGCGCAGUUUGGUGGUGUCAAGGAGUCGGGGAUUGGGACCGAGUUUGGCACCAUGGGCGUGCUGGCGUAUGCUAAUGUCAAGUCUAUCACGACUGUGAAGGGUUGA
This is a messenger RNA of Exophiala xenobiotica, 1781 nucleotides long. RefSeq lists its product as uncharacterized. Bases 324 to 1781 code for a protein of 485 amino acids. NCBI's taxonomy places the organism in Eukaryota, Fungi, Ascomycota, Eurotiomycetes, Chaetothyriales, Herpotrichiellaceae. The transcript is spliced from 4 exons. The record is from RefSeq and is a predicted model, not a curated record. Gene Ontology annotation, molecular function: aldehyde dehydrogenase (NAD+) activity.